This is a messenger RNA of Penicillium nucicola, 714 nucleotides long. RefSeq names its product RNase P/RNase MRP complex subunit. Lineage: Eukaryota; Fungi; Ascomycota; Eurotiomycetes; Eurotiales; Aspergillaceae. Gene Ontology annotation, molecular function: ribonuclease P RNA binding. The transcript is spliced from 2 exons. The record is from RefSeq and is a predicted model, not a curated record. Gene Ontology annotation, biological process: rRNA processing; tRNA 5'-leader removal. Bases 1 to 714 code for a protein of 237 amino acids. Gene Ontology annotation, cellular component: ribonuclease MRP complex; ribonuclease P complex.
AUGACCGACUCCCCAACCCCAAAAACACACAUUGCGCAAACCCUUCUGUCGCGCGCCCACUCCCCAGAAAGCACAGCAACACAAUUUACCGAAAAAAUAAAACAAAGACCCCUUUACCUCCGCCCGACAGAAUCAACAGCAACAGAUAACCGCAGCCGGCGCCGCCUGCACCGCCUCCGCAAAAAAGAAUACUUCCUCAAACACCAGAAGCCGCGCCCGCUAUCGGCGCGCGAGAAGCGCGAAUCCGGCCAACACGAUCUGCCCAAGGAUGAAUGCAAGUACGCGAUUUUCAAGGGUCUGCAUGGGCUCUGGGUGGGGUAUAUGCAUGAAAUUCUGGACCUGAAGCCUGGCGCGCAUGGCGGGCCUGUUUCUGCGCUUGUGCACGGCAGUAAGCUUGUUAGUGCUGAUUACCACGGGGCCGAGGUUGAGGUUGUGAGAAGUUCUUGUGCUGGGAGGGUUGGGGUUAAGGGGAUUGUGGUGAGGGACACGAAGUUUACUUUCGUGCUUGUUACUGAGGGGGAUGAGAUGAAGACUAUUCCGAAAGAGCAGACGAUUUUCAAAUUCACGGUCCCUUUGCCGGUAUCUUCAAUGGGUGAGUCUGCUGCUGAUGAGGCAAAGCCAUUGGUCUUUGAGUUGCAUGGAAGCCAGUUCGAGAAUCGGUCGGUGGAUCGUGCCAAUAAGAAGUUCAAGUGGAGGAAUAUCGAUUAUCUUUGA